This is a messenger RNA of Rotaria socialis, 1425 nucleotides long. Lineage: Eukaryota; Metazoa; Rotifera; Eurotatoria; Philodinida; Philodinidae. The record is from the annotation of a GenBank genome assembly.
AUGGCUGACACUACUAAUGCAGAAAAACCAAUAUCAGUCCAUUCACUCGUGUUCCGUUCACUUAAACGAACACAUGAUCUAUUCGUUGCUAAUCAAAAUACCCCCGUAUUACCUGAUGAAACUGCAAAUAGUAUAUCAAGGAAAAUUAAAGCUAAAGAUCAAUACGGCACUGUAUUGACAUUACCGAAAGGUAUGAAACCACAUGUGAAAAAUACAGCUGAAACAAAUGAAACAACAACAACAGCAGAGACGAAAAAUGAUGAUACGUCUAAUAAUAAUGAUGAAGAAACAGUGAAUGAUUCUCUUACAACUACAAAUGCUGAUGGAUCAACAACAGCGUCGCUGAUGAGCAACGCACUUGUCUUGGCGAGUAAACCACAACAAACAUCGAAUCAAUUACAAGCACUUGUAUCAAGAAAGCCGGCAUCUGUUAUGCCUAAACCACAAUGGCAUGCUCCAUGGAAAUUAAUGCGAGUCAUUAGUGGACAUUUAGGUUGGGUUCGUUGUGUUGAUGUUGAACCUGCCAAUGAAUGGUUUGUUACUGGUGCUGCUGACCGUGUGAUUAAAAUUUGGGAUCUAGCUAGUGGUACACUUAAACUAUCGCUUACUGGUCAUGUAUCAACUGUUCGUGGUGUUGCUGUUAGUACUCGACAGCCUUAUCUAUUUUCUGCUGGUGAAGAUAAACAAGUGAAAUGUUGGGAUCUCGAAUGCAAUAAAGUUAUUCGUCAUUAUCAUGGACAUUUAAGUGCUAUAUAUGCACUUUCACUUCAUCCAACGCUUGAUGUUCUUGUUAGCUGUGGUCGAGAUUCUGUAGCGCGAGUAUGGGAUAUGCGUACAAAAGCUCAAAUACAUUGUCUAACGGGUCACACAAAUACUGUAGCUGAUGUUAAAACACAAGCAGCAGAUCCCGAAGUUGUUACUGGUAGUCACGAUAGUACAAUACGUUAUUGGGAUCUUGUUGCUGGACGAACAUAUUGUACGUUGACGCAUCACAAGAAAAGCGUUCGUGCUCUUGCUAUUCAUCCGAAAUGGUAUGCAAUGGCAUCAGCUUCACCGGAUAACAUCAAACAAUGGAAAUUUCCAAAAGGUGAAUUUAUUCAAAAUUUAAGUGGUCAUAAUGCAAUUGUUAAUGCAUUGGCGGUGAAUGCUGAUAAUGUACUUGUAUCUGGUGCGGACAAUGGUUCUCUGAACUUUUGGGAUUGGAAAACUGGUUACAACUUUCAGCGUCUUCAAACUAUUCCACAGCCAGGCUCAAUUGAUCCUGAGAUGGGCAUUUAUGCAAUGACAUUCGAUCAUAGUGGUAGUCGAUUGAUUACAUGUGAAGCUGAUAAAACAAUUAAGAUCUAUAAAGAAGAUGAAACGGCGACUGAACAAACUCAUCCUGUUGAUUGGGCACCAAAUAUUUUCAAACGAAAAAGAUUUUAA